This is a messenger RNA of Myxocyprinus asiaticus (Chinese sucker), 2104 nucleotides long. RefSeq names its product regulator of G-protein signaling 14-like. Gene Ontology annotation, biological process: signal transduction. Gene Ontology annotation, molecular function: GTPase activator activity. NCBI's taxonomy places the organism in Eukaryota, Metazoa, Chordata, Actinopteri, Cypriniformes, Catostomidae. The record is from RefSeq and is a predicted model, not a curated record. Bases 98 to 1657 code for a protein of 519 amino acids. The transcript is spliced from 14 exons.
CGAGAAAGAGGCAUGGCAGGCAGUGUAGCUGUUAAGGGGAGGCAGUUUGGGGAGAUGUUCAUAGUGUGGGCACAGUCGACCCACACCUGAUGUUGCCAUGUCCAAGAAGGUGAACGGUCUUGCAGUGCCAGCGGGUCAAAUGACCCAAGCGGUUUCUGAUGGGGAACUGAACUUGAAGUUGUCCUGCAGUGGCAGCAGCUCCAGUCUUUCGGAGAGCUCGAGCAGGUCGGGUGGACCUCAGAGUCCAGAUGGUCCUGCCAGCAGAGUGGUCAGCUGGGCGGUGUGUUUCGAACGCCUGCUGGAAGACCAUGUUGGUGUGCUCUAUUUUACCGAGUUUCUCAAAUCAGAAGUGAGCGCAGAGAAUAUCCUGUUCUACCAAGCCUGUGAAAAAUUCAAGAAAAUCCCGCCAACCAGAAAGGAUGAGCUCAAGAAAGAGUCCCGCUCUAUCUAUGACACUUUUCUGUCUGAAAGCUCUCUGCAUGCGGUUAAUAUCGAUGAUACAGCUCAGAUGGAAGAGAGCGCCCUGGAGACGCCCACACCUGACAUGUUCAAUAAAGCCCAGCAACAGAUCUUCAAGCUAAUGAAAAUGGACAGCUACACGAGGUUUGUCCGCUCUCUACUGUACAAGAACUGUAUGCUGGCGUGUGUGGAGGGUCGUCCUCUUCCAAACAUCGAAUCCCCAGAGCCCAAAAGCAAAGGCUCCAAAAAGAGUGCAACGCCACCUAGUAACAGGAAGAGUGUUGAGUUGAAAGUACCGUCAUCAGACAGUAAGAGCAACAGGAAGAAGAGGUUAGAGAAGAGAGGAUCAUGGGGAGCUGACGUUUCGUACCAGCGUGUGUCAGUGUCUCGUAAAGAGUCCCAGAUCUCUAUGAAGUCUAACAGCAGUCUGGAGUUAGUUUCUGGUUCCGUACGAGCCGAGAUUGGCCGCUGCAGUGUUGCCAUCUCUGAUCCAGAGGCUUUGAGUUCUGGUUCCCCUACAGCGGAUAAAUACUGCUGCGUUUACUUGCCAGACGGUACCGCGAGUCUGGCUCCCGCCAAACCCGGUCUUACCCUCAGAGACAUGCUCAGCAGCCUGUGUGAGAAGAGAGGGUUUCCUCUUAAAGAUGUCGUUAUCUAUCUUCGUGGGAAAGAAAAGCCUCUUUCUCUGGAUCUGGACUGUUCUGUGUUUGGAGAUCAGCAGCUCACUUUGGAACUCAGAAUAUCGUUUGCGCUGGAGAUGGUGUUUUCAGGACGAACGAUAGGAAUCUUCGCAAAGUCGAGUAAGAGUCUGGGCGAUGUGAUUUCUGCCGUACUACGGAAACAUCAACUGCAGCCUCAGGAUGUGCAGGUUACUCAUAGUGGCUCAAAUGAACCUCUUAACAUGAGCACAAAUGUGUUCCGUCUGGCCAACAAAACGUUGUGUUUGGAUCUAGUUAAAGUUGCUUUGGAGACUCGAGACUCUUCGCCAACACCCAGAGCAAGCACCAGACCCAGAAAUCACCAUGAGAUGGAUGGUCUUGUAGAGAUGCUGUCUCGCGUUCAGUGCAGUCGAGUCGAAGAUCAGCGUGGUUUACUCACCAAAGAGCAGCUCGCUCUGCCGAAGUUCCUGCAGCUGCCAGCAGGGAACGGAGAGCAGAUGUCCUGCGACCCCUCACAGGAAGAAAAUUGUGCCCUUUGACCUCUAAAAACCUGUCCUGUGUGAACUGAUAAAGAGCACUAAAGACUCAUAUAAACAGAUGUCUUUGUGCCAAACUAGAGGCGUGGAACUCUGAUAAGAUUACUAAACUGUGUGUGUGCGCAUUUGAUGAGAUUAUAUGUUCUUAAUUUGUUGUUAUGCAGACAUCUGCGUGUAUAUUUUGUAUAUUAAAACAUACACAGACACUGAUCGCUGGCUCUUAAAACUAGCACUUGACAAUAAUUCAAAACUAAGGAGACUAUGAGAGAAUUUAUUUUUAUUUAGCGACUACCUUUAUCGUAUUUAUUUUCAUAUCAGAUUGUAUCGUGUGCAAUAUCAAGUGUGCUCUUGAACAUGUUUGGUAUGGGAACACAUUUUGACUUUAUAUUGAGCAUUUGCUUUGUUCACUGAGUUUUAGUGUCUGAUUAAAAAAUGAUUUGUGCGAGUUGA